Messenger RNA from Clupea harengus (Atlantic herring), 9096 nucleotides. It is a transcript of the gene pum2, whose product is annotated as pumilio RNA-binding family member 2. Gene Ontology annotation, molecular function: mRNA 3'-UTR binding. The record is from RefSeq and is a predicted model, not a curated record. Gene Ontology annotation, biological process: miRNA processing; regulation of mRNA stability. Gene Ontology annotation, cellular component: cytosol; cytoplasm. NCBI's taxonomy places the organism in Eukaryota, Metazoa, Chordata, Actinopteri, Clupeiformes, Clupeidae.
CUGUUGAUAUGCAGAUGCGCAUCUCUGGCCAAAGUUCACAUGCUCACGAACGGGCCUUUUGUUCUUCCUGGUGCCGAUCGAAGCCCACGUUGGCGAAAAAGUACAUUUGAUCUAUGUUCUUCAGGUUAAUUGAUAAUGUUUAAGCGAACCUGACAUUUUAGUGCGCAGGUCUAGCCUACAAUAUGCAUUCAGUCUGCGGGGAGGGCACUAGCGUGAUACUCCAAACUCCUACAUAGCUAGCACGUUCAAACCUAAAUCAUUAAAACACCGAUCUCCACGGAAACAAAACAAAAUAGCUGGAUUGUCGACAACAGGGUCUAUUCAAACGUCGGUCUUCAGCGAAAAAUACUGCGUGUUUCCCCGUGGAAUGAGCGUUCCAUGCAGCAUCCUAGGUAUGAAUGACGUUGCCUGGCAGGAGACAAGAGGCGGGAUGCUGCACACAAAUGGUGCCCCUGAGACUGUAGGGGUGAGGGUACACAGCGGUGCCUCCUUGGCCGCCGUCAGCGUCCAGGGCCCUGGCGGCACACACCCUCUGCAGGGCAUGGACAGAGGGACCAACCCCACUCCGGGCACACCACAGCCACCCCUUAGCGGCCGCUCCCAGGACGACGCCACCGUCGGGUACUUCUUCCAGAGGCAGCCUGGGGAACAGCUUGGGGGCUGCACCACGAGCAAACACCGCUGGCCCACUGGGGAUGGCAACCAUGUCGAUCAGGUGCGUGCUCAGGAUGAGAUGAACUACGAUUUCCAGGCCCUGGCUCUAGAGUCUCGUGGGAUGGGCGAGCUGCUGCCAGCUAAAAAGCUGUGGGAAUCGGACGAGCUGCCCAAAGAUGGAAGGAAAGGGAUGCUCCUGGGAGAAGAGUGGAGAGAGAACGCUUGGGGAUCCUCCCACCACUCCGUAUCACAGCCCAUCAUGGUGCAGAGGCGACCUGGCCAGGGUUUCCACGGGAACGGUGAUGCCAACUCGGUGCUGUCCCCGCGCUCGGAGGGCGGCGGCCUGGGUGUCAGCAUGGUGGAGUACGUGCUCAGCUCCUCCCCCGGUGACAAGAUGGACGGACGCUACCGCAACGGAGGCUUCGGCGGAGGAGACGGGGACCCGGACGGCCGAGAGAAGGGUGACCCCAUAGACAAAACAUCCCCGUUUGAGGAAGACAAGAGUGCUGAGAUGAAAGUGGGCGAGGAGGGCGACUCCAAGUCCAACGGGAGAGGCCUACUCAACGGCAUGGACCGCGACUGCAAAGACUUCAACCCCACCCCUGGUAGCCGACAGGCCUCCCCCACCGAGGCCGUGGAGCGCAUGGGCCCGAGCCAGAGCGGGCUGGAGAUGAUGAGCCAGCACCAUGCGCUGCAGGCCGCGGCCGCAGCCGCUCAGGCCGCCGCCAACGCUGCAGCAGCCGCGGCCGCUGCCGCAGCCUACAAGCCCCCCCAGCAACAAGAGGACGUCCAGGGCCAGGAGCAACAGGGGCUGGGCGGCAUGGAGCAGCAGGGCGGCGUGGAGGCGCUGCAGUUCGACUAUGCCGGCAACCAGAUCCAGGUGGACUCCUCCGGCACCCCCGUGGGCCUGUUCGACUACAACUCGGGCCAGCAGCUGUUCCAGAGAUCCAACCACCUGACUGUCCAGCAGCUGACCGCAGCCCAGCAGCAGCAGUACGCCCUGGCCGCUGCUCAACAAUCACACCUCGGCCUUGCUCCAGCGUUCGUGCCAAACCCUUACAUCAUUAAUGCUCCGCCUGGUGCUGAUCCCUACACCGCUGCUGGCCUGGCCGCAGCUGCCACACUCGCAGGUCCUACAGUCGUGCCGCCACAGUACUAUGGAGUUCCAUGGGGUGUGUACCCAGCCAACCUUUUCCAACAACAGGCUGCAGCAGCUGCCAAUCACAAUGCUAACCAACAGGCUAACAAUCAAGGACAGCCUGGACAGCAACAGACUGAUACUGAUGUGGGGUGGGGGUGGCGGCAGCCAGCAGCAAUCUGUGUGUUUAAUAAGGUGAUGCGUGCAGGAAACAACCAGCGCCCUCUGACCCCAGGCCAAGGUGGGCAGAGCCAGCAGGAGUCUCUGGCAGCCGCGGCGGCGGCCAAUCCUGCCCUGGCCUUCGCCAGCAUGCCAGGCUACCAGGUUCUGGCUCCAGCAGCCUACUACGACCAGAACGGGGCGCUGGUGAUGGGUCCUGGAGUGGGCCGGAGUGGACAGGUCCGGCUGGUGCAGACCCCCCUCCUGAUCAACCCGGCCGCUGCUCAGGCCGCCGCAGCGGCGUCCGCCUCUGGCUCCGGCAACAACAUGUCAGGCCCGGGCAACGGCCUGUACCGCUCCAUGGGCUGCCAGCAGCCCCAGCAACAGCAGCAGCAACAGCAGCAGCAGCAGCAGCAGCAACAACAGCUGCCCCCCUCCAGCGGCCUGCCCUCCAGCUCCUUCUACGGCUCCGGCACGCCCACCUCCCAGAGCAGCUCGCUCUUCUCCCACACCUCGCCCGCGCAGCAGCAGCAGCCCCCGCCCAGCUCCUCGCUGGGCUUCAGCGGCACCGGGGGUUCGCUGGGGGUGGGCCUGGGCUCAGCGCUGGGCGGGUUCGGAUCCUCAGUGGGCAGCUCUAGCAACAGCAGCGUGUCUCGCCGCGACUCCCUGCUGCCCAGCUCUGACCUCUACAAGCGCGGCGGCGGCAGCAGCCUGACCCCCAUUGGCCAGCCCUUCUACAACAGCCUUGGCUACUCCUCCUCACCCAGCCCCAUCGGCCUGACCCCGGGACACUCCCCGCUCACCCCGCCACCCUCCCUGCCGUCCUCCCACGGGUCCUCCUCCAGCCUCCCCCUGGGUGGUCUGACCAACGGCAGCGGGCGUUACAUUUCCGCGGCCCCGGGGGCGGAGGCCAAGUACCGCAGCACGGGCGGCAGUGCCUCCAGCCUCUUCAGCUCCAGCAGUCAGCUGUUCCCGCCCUCGUCGCGGCCGCGCUACAGCCGCUCGGACGUCAUGCCGUCCGGCCGCAGCCGCCUGCUCGAGGACUUCCGCAACAACCGUUUCCCCAACCUUCAGCUGCGCGACCUGCCCGGCCACAUGGUGGAGUUCUCCCAGGACCAGCACGGCUCCAGGUUUAUCCAGCAGAAGCUGGAGCGCGCCACCCCAGCGGAGAGGCAGAUGGUGUUCGGUGAGAUCCUGCAGGCCGCCUACCAGCUCAUGACUGACGUCUUUGGGAACUACGUCAUCCAGAAGUUCUUUGAGUUUGGCAGUGCGGAUCAGAAGCUCGCGCUGGCGACGCGUAUCCGUGGGCACGUGCUGCCCCUUGCCCUGCAGAUGUAUGGCUGCCGCGUCAUCCAGAAGGCCCUGGAAUCCAUCUCCUCCGACCAGCAGGUAAUUAGUGACAUUGUGCGAGAGCUGGAUGGCCACGUGCUCAAGUGUGUGAAAGACCAGAACGGAAACCAUGUGGUGCAGAAGUGCAUCGAGUGUGUGCAGCCCCAAGCUCUGCAGUUCAUUAUUGACGCCUUCCAGGGACAGGUUUUUGUGCUGUCCACCCACCCGUAUGGCUGCAGGGUGAUCCAGCGCAUUCUGGAGCACUGCACCCAGGAGCAGACCCUGCCCAUCCUGGAGGAGCUGCACCAGCACUCUGAGCAGCUGGGCCAGAAGUAUCAAGGCGUUUCAUUGGAGAUGACACACAAAACAUAUCAUACAGGGUCCAGCGAUGCGCUCUUCAAGGAUCAGUAUGGGAACUACGUCAUCCAGCAUGUCCUGGAGCACGGUCGCCCCGAGGACAAGAGCAAGAUCGUGGCGGAGGUGCGGGGCAAGGUCCUGGCCUUGAGCCAGCAUAAGUUUGCCAGUAAUGUGGUGGAGAAGUGCGUCAUCCACUCCUCCCGCGCUGAGAGGGCGCUGUUGAUCGAUGAGGUGUGUUGCCAGAAGGACGGUCCGCACAGCGCGCUCUAUACCAUGAUGAAGGACCAGUACGCCAACUAUGUGGUGCAGAGGAUGAUCGAUAUGGCCGAGCCUGCCCAGCGCAAAAUCAUCAUGCAUAAGAUCCGGCCACAUAUUGCUACCCUCCGUAAGUACACCUACGGUAAGCACAUCCUGGCCAAGCUGGAGAAGUACUACAUGAAGAGUGGCUCGGACCUGGGACCGAUUGGGGGCCCCACCAAUGGCUUGAUGUAGGCUCCCCUUCCCCACCCCUGUAACCCCAGCCACGCACCCCCCUCCCCCCGAAAACCUCUCAUUUUGGCUAGCUCUAUAAAGGUGCACUCGACCCAGCUGGGUUCCUCUAGACACCCUCAGUUGCUUCCCCUUGGGGGAUUUACCAAAAAAGAAGAAGAGAUAAAUAUAUAAAUAAUGAGACAGAGAAAGUCGACUUCAGCUCGUAGUGCAGUGAGGUUCGACCACAACCUCUGUGCUUGCCCUUGUGCAGUUCUCCCUCAUGGCCACUAGGGAGUGCACAGUCUGCAGGCCAUCUCUGGGUAAAGCACAACUAGCCCUUGUUUAUGAUGUAAUUGAUGUAACUGACUGGUUUUUCGUAUAUACGUAUAUAUAUAUAUAUGUGCUAUACGUAUAUAUAUAUAUCUUGUACAUUUUUUUUUUACCUUGUAAAUUCUCUGUAGAAAAACGUAUACAAAUUUGCUGAAAUUUACAAUUCUUACAAUUUACACCAGCAAGUGACUUUAUAAAGCCAAACUGAGUGAUCCUUUUUAAAAUAAUAAUAAUUAUUCUUUUUUGUUUUGUUUUAUUUUUAGAACCCAUAAUUCUUAUACUAGCAGUAAGUGGUGACACAUUGGUAGACCUCACCUCGCGGCCCCAAGUUUAGGCAGUGGUACUAAUGCCAAAGCAGUUGAUUUUACACAAAUCAAUUAACUAAUCCAUCUAGCAUCUAGCGUUUCUGUUUUCGGGAUAGAUGGUUAGCACCGACUCAGUUUGCCGGCAAACGCUCUGUCUGUUGUGCUAUCAAGUUAGUCACCGGAAUUUAUUUUGCGACCAGUCGCAGAGCUUUGCGUGGUACAGACACAGAGUUGAUCGGAGGCACCUGGGUAAUAGGCCUCAGCUUCCUAUUAUUUCUUAUUUUCCUUUCUUUUGGACUAAAGCUCCCCUGUUAAUUAAAUAACAUUGGACUACAGCUCUGUGGAAGCUGAUUUCUCUUUCUUUUCAUUUUUGGGUUCCUCUAUUUAACACUUUUUCUUGGACAAGGGGAGGAAACAUGCGUGAGGUCACACACACACACACACACCGACCCCCCCCCCCCCCCCCCCCCCCCCACGGCAGGCCAUGUUUGUUCAACAUCCUGCUCUCUUUGUCUUUUUUCUUACUUUCUUUUCGAGUGUGUUUUUCUCGGGCACAGCUCACAUGGAUGGCUGUGGCCACCUGAAUUUAGUUCUGAGCUACUGGCUGUAGUGCCGAACAGUAUUCCGUUUUGGUUGCUUUUCGAGAGCAGAGCCUAAGACCGGAGUUGUACAUUGGUAAGUCGUUUUUGUGACGGAACGAGACCAAUGUUGUCUUUCCAUCGUGACGUGGGGGUGGGGGGUGUUCGGGAGCAGGGGUGGGAGGGGCGGGUGGUGGGUGGUGUUUGCGGGGGGGGGGUAGUCAGGGGGUUCUGGUUAGCGGGGAACGCUGGCAUGCCGUGUCUGGAUUUAAUGCUUAUGGAAUGAUAUAAUUUUCUUUUCUUCAUCAUCAUGUCUGUGGAAAAUCUAUCUGUCGUAGUUAUUUGAGAUGAACACUGCCCUAGAAAAACGGUAUGUUUAUGUACUGAACAUCAUCUCUUUACAUAGUACUAGUUUAGGCGAAAAUGUAUAGCAUCUUUAUGUACGAGUAAAUAUUAAAGAUAUUGUUGUUUUUUUCGGGGACGGGGUGGGGGAGGGGGGUCGGGGUCAGGAUGGCGCCUUCCACACCAAGAGAGCAUAGCGGAGCGACGUGGCAGACAGGAACAUUUUUGGUGGAUUGUGAUUGGCUCUUUCGUCUCCCUUUGUGAGAUCGUUUUUUUUUUUUUAUUUAACCGUGAGCCUGCUCAUUUGAGCCAAGAGAUGACAACUUUGGCGAAAGGCGUCGUCGUUUUUUGAAGGUUUUUUGGGCAUGAGCCGGUGAGGGAGCAUUUUUUCAGCGACGAUUCAGUCUUGAAUAUGCAAGUUAUGCAGAGCGGGGGGUGUCUGGAAGGGCUGCUGUCAAAUGCUAUACAAAUCUUCUGUAAUGCUAGUAUAUUAAUGGCUUUUCGUUUUUUGCUUCUUAUGAGUAAAUGCAGAAUACAUGUAGUAUAUGUGCAGUUAAUAAGUGUAAGUUUAUGAGUUUAAAUAGAAGACAAAAAAAAUCUAAACUAGUUGUGAUGUUGGACAGGCCUUGCUAAACAUAGUAGUGAUGCUUUUAUUUCGUCUGUACAGUUGUACAUUUGUAAACGUUUAUGCUGUAAAUGGGAUGUCUUUUACACUUUUGGGGAAGAAAAAAAAAAAAAGCAAAAUUGUGCAUUUUUGAUGUGUGUAUAUUCAUCACUCCUUUCCCCUUGAAUAUAAUGUAUACAGAAUUUUUUUUCUUUUGAUCAAGUGAUGUUUUAAAGGACAGAAAAGAAACAAAUCUUUUAUGGCUUCACAAUCGGAACAUGGUCUUUUUGUUUUUAAAUCUGUUUAUUGGAGAAGGUCAGACACUCUGUACCAGAGCUGUAACAUCUGUUGAUAUUGUCAUUUUGACGUGUGACAGUCUAAAAAAAAAAAGAGAAGAAAACUCAAAAUUUAAGUGAAUGAAAUGACCCAUCAAUGCUCUGUACUUAAAACAUAAUUAAUACUGGGCUGUUAAUAGUCCUAUCUGCUACCAUGGAAACUUCACAGGACACGACAAUUAUUUUUGUACAGAAGAGUGCUGUAUUUUGGAACAGCUUCUUACUUGUAAGCGAAAGAAAUGUAAGAUAUUGUCAAUGAUAUAAAUAUGAACAUAUGGGUUUUGUCACACUGUCAAAGUCAUGUACAUUUUCAGGUGGCCUUAUGUACAUUUCCAGAUGUUAGAUGAAGAGGAAAAAGAACUCAUUUUUUUGGAAGCAGAAUUGUGACUAUGUAUGAUUAAAUUGUUCUUCUAACAUUUGAAUUUCGCCGUCUAUUCAUUCAUCUAGUCUGUGUCGCUCUUUGUCACAUGAAGCCAAGAAAGAAAUGUACCGUGUAUUGGUUGUUUGAUUAUAAAAGUUUGACAUAACCCAUUACCUGUUCUGUUCUAAAAAAGAAGACAUGUGCACAGCUCUUAUGAGCAGUACUGUAGUUGACUCCUAAAAAAAAAAAGCGCUAAAGUCACGGUAAUGAAACAUAAUUAAUUCACAGUUAACUUCAGGCUGUUUCCCUCCAGGCAUUGAAGUGUUUUGUGUAUGUGUUUAUGAAAGGUAAUAGUCUUGAGAGAGUCAGUAAUUUUUUCUUUUUUUAAAGAGAAGGGCAACUGUUGAAAUCCAGUUUAGGGCUUACUUCGCACGCACACACAUACAGUUAAAAAUGUCUUAUUAGAAACUCUAAUUCGGUCACUCUUGUACUCUUGCAACACACAUUCAUGCAUGCCUCAGGUUUUCCAGCCUGUCUCCUGUUAUUUUCCAAGAGUAACUUCCUGGUUCCUCAAGUGCAGAGGCCAAUCAGAGGGCUGCUAGGGCCUUUUGAAAGUGUCCUGGUGGAGAUUACCUGUAAGGAGGAAGGCACUUUUCAUUACGACAGGCAGCCAUCGUGUCAUGACACCUGUGUGAGCUUAGCUAAAGAAGCUGAAGUCCAAAUCGGAACGCUGCAAUGAAAGCUCCGUGGUUGGCCGCAUGGUUACUCUUUACAGGCCUCAGCGUGCGUCCUGGACACAUGACCUCCCUCCCUGUUGAGGAUCUGUCUGGAUCAGGUGAUGAUAAUGAAGGGUCUGGGUCUGGGGACUGGACAGAAGGCAACUCAGACCCCCAUGUCGUACCCACAACCAUCUCACAGUUUACCCCAGGAGGGAACAGAAUCAUCCCGGAUAUCAACUUGGGUGACACUAAAAGAGAAUUGUCUGAUGACUCGGAUAUAAUAUUUGAUUCCCAGCCAUCGCAUUUACCACCUCCAACUGGACAGGGGAGUCAUAGUUUUUUGGAGGACAAGGAGACUCUUGCAGCUGUUGUCAGUGGAGGCGUUGGGGCAUUGGUCCUGGCCCUUGUGCUUGUCGCUGCUGUGGUGUACAACAUGAAGAGGAAGGAGAAAGCAAAGUGUGGAGCAGACCAGAACACACACUGCAGCACAGUGUAUCACAAAGCACAGACAAAAGACGAGUUCAUAAUAGCAUAGCCCUACACACACUCACAAUGAUAAAAGAGGAGGAGAGGUUCUCUUGCUGUAGAGAGAAUAAAUAUAAUCCAGGGAGAGUGUGAGAGGGAAAUGAGAAAUAAUAAUAGUGGUGGGGAGAUGGUGGGGCAAGAGGAGGUAAACCCAAGUAGGUGCAAGAGCAAGAGCAAGAGCAAGAGAAGGAAGAAAUGGAAAGGGAAAGAAGACAGAGGGUGAAAUGGGAAAAUGAAAGGGAGGUGUGGAAAGCAGAGAAGUAAAGUAUGUAUGAGGGGAAAUAAGUAACAAGGGGAAAGAGAGUGAAGCGACAAAAUGUGUGGAUAUAUAGUCUGGUAGUAGUAGGAAAAUUAAAGAACAUAGACAAAAGACGGAAAGGGAAAUAAGACAAAUUUAUGAUUAAAUGUUUUAUCCAGUACUUUGCUAAACUUUGAGAGAGAGAGAGAGAGAGUGUGUGUGUGUGUGUUCAGUGCCAUAUGACUCAGGAAUUUAUUUUGUUUUAUGACUGGUGGACCUUCCUGAGAUGCUGUUCAACUUUGUGUUCCCAUUUCUUCAGAUAUGAUACUGUAUUUAUUAAUGGCAUAUGCCUUAAAAGGCCAGAGACAGAGUCGGGAUUGGCCAUUUGUAACAGUGCCCUUGCUAAAAUGUAGCACAAAUGUUUACUUUUAAAUCUCAUUAGUCAUUCACAAAAAUGUAUUAUUUUUUUACAAAAAUUCACUCCAUGUAAUCACUUGCUUAAACUACAAAACUAUUUCAUGUAGUAUACGGGUUAUAGACUACAUUAAAAACUAGACAUCUGUAUUGUAUUCUGAUGUUUUAAGUGGGCUUGACAACCUCUGUGUUUGUAGGCUUGAUUCUUUUGAAUAGUAAAGGACACUUCUAAAGGUA